Prorocentrum cordatum is the source of this 321-nucleotide messenger RNA. The record is from the annotation of a GenBank genome assembly. Lineage: Eukaryota; Dinophyceae; Prorocentrales; Prorocentraceae.
AUGCUGUCCAUGCUCGACAAGAGGUCGCCUGCGGCGCCGAUCAUCAUCGUCGGCCACGUGGCCAGCGCUGUCAUCUUAGGGCUGGAGACGAUCGACCUCGCGUUUGACAUCACCAUCCUUAGCGGUCAGGCGCCGGCGUUGGGCAUACGCGGCCCAGGUGGUCAGCAGCUACUGCCGCUGGAGGUGGCGUGGAUAUGCGAAGGGCUGCGCCCUCUGCCGCUCAGCUGCGACUUACGGGGCAGACAGGCUCAGGCGGAAAUCAUCGACCCCCAAUCGCUCAUUGAACCGAGAGCUCUGAACUCGGCCUGCUGCCUGAGCUAG